This is a messenger RNA of Python bivittatus (Burmese python), 2364 nucleotides long. RefSeq names its product secernin 2 (gene SCRN2). NCBI's taxonomy places the organism in Eukaryota, Metazoa, Chordata, Lepidosauria, Squamata, Pythonidae. Gene Ontology annotation, molecular function: cysteine-type exopeptidase activity; dipeptidase activity. The record is from RefSeq and is a predicted model, not a curated record. Gene Ontology annotation, biological process: proteolysis.
AUAGAAUGGCCAGUCUCCGCUCCCCUGUACCGUCCUCCUGUGACUGCUUUGUCUCACUUCCCCCAGCCUCUUCUGCCAGAGAGGUCAUUUUUGGCAAGAAUUCAGAUCGGCCAAAAGAUGAAGUUCAGGAGGUUGUCUAUUUUCCAGCCAGAUUUCAUGCCAAAGGGACAAAGGUUCAGUGUACAUAUAUUGAAGUGGAUCAGGUAGAAAAGACCCAUGCAGUGAUCCUGAGUCGGCCUGCCUGGCUGUGGGGAGCUGAAAUGGGUGCCAAUGAACAUGGUGUCUGCAUUGGCAACGAAGGCGUGUGGAGUCGAGAGCCGGUUGGGGAGGAGGAAGCCUUGCUGGGCAUGGAUCUGGUCAGACUGGGUCUGGAGAGGGGCAGCAGUGCUGGUGAAGCAGUCCGAGUCAUAACCUCCCUUCUGGAAAGUUAUGGUCAAGGGGGCAGCUGCAAGGAGGCGCCAACUCCUUUUGUCUACCAUAACACCUUCCUCCUGGUGGACCGUACUGAAGCCUGGGUGUUGGAAACAGCCGGGCGGUUUUGGGUAGCUCAGAGAACCCAAGAAGGUGCCCGGAAUAUUUCCAACCAGCUAACUAUUGGUACUGACAUUACCAGUGAACAUGUGGGUCUAAGACAACAUGCUCAAAAGCAAGGAUGGUGGAACGGUCAAGGAGAGUUCAAUUUCACAGAAGUGUUUUCGCUCAUCCAUCAGCCCAUCCGCAUGGAGGCAGCCAAAGCUCGGUAUUGUGCUGGCCAGCAGCUGCUACACCAACACUCAGGCCAGAUUACUGCUGAGACAAUUAUGACCAUCUUAAGGGACAAAGCCAGUGGGAUCUGUGUUGAUUCUGAAGGUUUCUGCACCACAGGAAGUAUGGUAUCCAUCCUCCCUCAAGAUCCCCUCCUACCUUGCAUCCAUUUUUUCACUGCUACCCCGGACCCUUCUAGGUCUAUCUUCAAACCGUUUAUCUUUGUUCCCAAUGUUACUUCCUUCCCUCAGGUGAAAUCACCAAGUUUUGGUGAAAAAGACCCCAUUAGGGACACUCCAAGAUUUCAAAGCCGAGUGGACCGUCGGCACGAUCUCUACAAGCAACAUCAGUUAGCCUUGGAAGUCAUGGAUUGUAAUCAGCUUGAAUGCCAGAGACUGCAGGAGGCUAUGAAGAAAUUUCAGCAGCAAGUUCUGGAGAGUGUGAAAAAUGUGUUGACAGGCUCUGUCACUGUGAAACCCCAGGAGUUGGCUGGCCUCUUUUGCAAUUCUGUGGAUGCAGAACUCAAACUGUAUAGAUGAUGGAGACUUAAUGGUCAGGUGGGUUGGGGCUUAAUCCUUGUGCUACUGACACACUGAAUCUUUCCCUUCUUAGGGUACAGCUACAUAAGGGUUCUAAGCCUGUUUAAAAGCAGAUCUUAAUCUCUGGGUCUUACAUCAGCAGUACUGAAUUUAUUUCUUUUCUCGGUUGCUGUAUAGAUGAAACUGGAGCAAAGCUAUGGUUUCUUUGUUUUGUGUUUUAUGAGCUUCUGUUUCUCUGCUGAAAGGAACAUUUGUUUUCCAAUGGCUCCCUGCCCUUGAGCUUUAGGCCCUCUAAGGGAAAUGUUAUUGAUUUGCACUUACCUGAUCAGUAGCCCAGAGGAAAAAUUAGCAAGGAUGAAACUGAUAGGCAUUUUGUCAUUUUCUAUCUUCUCUUUUGAGCAAAAUGCAAAUGUAUUUCCUCCCUCCCUCCAUCCUGCAAGAUGUCCUGCAAGAGCUAGAGGUGAGGCAUCAACUUCUGUUCCUAGUUCUCAGCAUUUCAAGUCAGCUGUUUACCCCUAACUCAAGAUAAUUCAUUCAUAAGCAACUUAAAAAGCACCAAUCCCAACACAGAUCCUUGAGGAACUCGACUGCCCAUUUUUUCCUACUCAUUCCUUUCUGUCUUUUUAGUUUGCAAUCCAUAAAAGGGCAGAUCCUCUUAUCCCUUGCCUGUUAAAUUGAUUCAGCCUUUCAUAAGUGCUACUGAAACUGUCAACUGUAGAAGGUUGGUGAAACAGGAUUUAUCUAUGUGGAAUCUGUGCAGAUUUUCCUUCAGCAAGAUUUUUUCCACUGUGUCAAAUUAUUUACUGCUUAAUUAUUUUUCUUUAAUUACCAUUUUGCCUGGAACAGAUAUGUGUCAGACUUAUAAUUUAUGGGAUCUCCCCUGGGUCCCUUUUAAAAAUUGGUGACACAUUUGGUUAUCUUCCAGUCCUCUGGCCCUGUGGUUAUUUGAGGAAAAAAUUACUUACUGCAUUUAUAUUUCUUGUGGGGUGGGGUGGGGGAAUGAAAACAAUAGUGGUAACGCCCUUAGAUUGUGAUUAUGUAUCAAGUUCUGGAAAUUACAGCCACUGGCAUGAUCACAGGA